GGACGGGUUUCUUUAUUAGGAAGCUUUUCUUCUCUUCUUCUCCUGAGCAGCUGAGCUCGCUUUAUUCUUCCCAGCAGCAGCAGCAGCAGCAGCAGCAGCAAACAGCGCUCCUCACUAUAAAUAUAAACUCUCUCUCUCUCUCUCUCUCUGUGCAGAAUGUAGGUAACCUCUUAAGCUUGAGAGCUGGCUAGGAAAUGAUGAGGUAUCAGCGGAACGACGUUGGAUCUGUGGUGCUCGAACGCGCUGGGGGAGGGAAUUUCCGGCUAUGGCCGGCGGUUUGUGGAGCGGCAUUUCGGCGGAAGCUAUUGGACGCCAUGAUGUGUGGAGUUUCUCGCAACCGUCAUGAGGAAGACUCUGGCAUUGGUUCGCCGGUGCAGAUGCAGAGCUUGAAGCAGAAACAGAAGCAACAGAGGUCGGGGUCAAAGAGGAAUGCUGGAUCAGGGAGGUUGUCGGAGCUUUUGAACUUGUCUCAGACGUCGGAGACCGGGUUGGAGGAUGAAACCGAGGCUGAGACGAGGAGGAAACUUGAGGUUUUUGAGGAGCUUCAGGGAGUGGUUAAGAUAUUGCAGCUUCAAGAGGGAUUGCAGCAGAAGGAAGCAGCCAUUGAUGUUAGGAGGCUUGCGAAGGAAGAUUUAGAGGCGAGGACGACACUUGCCAUGCUAGGAGCUAUUCCUCCUCUUGUCGGAAUGCUUGAUUCCGUUGAUCUCGAUUUUCAGAUAGCUGCGCUCUAUGCUCUUCUCAAUCUAGGGAUCGGAAACGAUACGAACAAAGCAGCCAUUGUCAAAGCCGGAGCUGUUCAUAAGAUGCUUAAACUCAUAGAGUCUGCAAAUGAGUCGGUCUCUGAAGCAAUUGUCGCCAACUUCCUCGCUUUGAGCGCUCUCGACUCAAAUAAACCGAUUAUUGGCUCUUCAGGCGCAAUACCGUUCUUGGUGAAAACCCUGCAAAAUGUGGACAAGAGAAGCAGCGCCCAGGCCGAGCAAGACUCUCUCCGAGCAUUGUACAAUCUCUCCAUCUCCCCUUCAAAUAUCUCUCAGAUUCUAGAAGCCGGCCUCAUUCCGUACCUCCUGAACAUGCUUGGUGACAUGGAAGUGAGUGAAAGAGUCCUGUCGAUUCUCAGUAAUGUGGUUUCGACUACGGAAGGCCGGAAAGCAAUCAGCAACUCGCUAGACGCAUUCCCAAUUCUGAUCGACGUCUUGAAUUGGACGGAUUCAUCUGGGUGCCAGGAGAAGGCAUCUUACAUUCUGAUGGUGAUGGCCCACAAGGCUUACGGAGACCGACAGGCCAUGAUCGAGGCCGGAAUUGUAUCUUCCCUUCUUGAAUUGACCCUUCUGGGUAGCACAUUGGCGCAGAAGAGGGCUUCGAGAAUCUUAGAAUGCUUGAGAGUGGACAAAGGCAAGCAAGUUUCAGAGACCUAUGGUGGGAAUUUGGGUGUGGCCGUGUCAGCCCCAAUUUGUAGAACCUCUUCAUCUUCAACUGGACAGAAUCGCGUUUUGAAGGGUUUAGAAGAAGACGAGGAUGAGAUGAUGAGUGAGGAGAAGAAGGCAGUGAAGCGGUUGGUACAGCAGAGCUUGCAGAACAAUAUGAGAAGAAUUGUAAGGAGGGCAAAUUUGCCUCAGGAUUUGAAUUUUGCACCGUCGGAUCAUUUCAAGUCUCUCACUUCAUCUUCAACUUCAAAGAGCUUACCAUUCUGAGAACUUGGAGUUGCCAGAGAUCUGGAGUACCAAAGAAUCAAAAAGAGGCAUGGAAGGACCCGUAAUCCAAGUCAAGACACUAGAAGUGGAGAAGCUGAAAUCUGCAUUUUCCUCUCCCCAAGGUAUAUAUUAUGUAAUGUUCAUUGUCGGGUUAUAGUCAGUCAUUGAUCUUCUUAGAAAUUUCUCAUAGUUCUUUUUUUCUUUUUUUAAAUUUUCUUCUGUCAUUUUUGUUAUUUGGCUUUUAUAACCCUUUGUAAAGCUUAUUACCCAUUAGCAAUUUUGUUUCAUUUGA
Molecule: messenger RNA, 1983 nt
Organism: Nelumbo nucifera (sacred lotus)
Lineage: Eukaryota; Viridiplantae; Streptophyta; Magnoliopsida; Proteales; Nelumbonaceae
Product: U-box domain-containing protein 38-like
Molecular function (GO): protein binding
Source: RefSeq, a predicted model, not a curated record